This is a messenger RNA of Amoebophrya sp. A25, 513 nucleotides long. NCBI's taxonomy places the organism in Eukaryota, Dinophyceae, Syndiniales, Amoebophryaceae. The record is from the annotation of a GenBank genome assembly.
CAAAAAGUUUUGGGAAUAGAAGCAGUUGUAUGUCUGGUCGAGUGAGCCGCGGCCGUGAGACUCAAGAGUCACGGCGUGAGUCUAGACCAGAGGAUGGAUCAUCCCAAUGGCGAGGAACGCGGGCUUCUUCAGCUACAAGAAGCUCUGAUCGCAUAGAAUUGCUCGAAAUGCUGCGACGUCAUAAACUUCGAAGCAUGCAUUAAGACUUUUGUUCUAAUAUUAGUAAGUAAUUCAAUCAUGAUGAUGAUUUUAGUUAGAGGUUUUUCUUUUUACUUACAGAAAGAGAGUAUGAAGAUGCUGCCAUCAGCAUCUGUUAUGUUUCUGUUCUUGCACAAGAUGAACCGUGGGCCGUACCUACUUACUCUCUAAAGUACUAGGAGCACCUCGUUUUUUUAUGAUCUCUUCUUUUUUUCUACUACAAGUAGUACAAUACAGGUUGUUGAUGAUGCAGUUGAUGUUGACAGCCAUACAAAUUGUGAUAAAAAUUGUGAUAGCUCUAACAAAAGACCCAGG